GGACCUCCAACGCCCAUGCCACGCCUGCCGCCAUCAGCAAGCAUGACGGCGACGUUGCGUGUUUCGAUGGACAGCAUAUCGCUUGACCAAGUGCCCGCCAACAUCUCCAGUGUCCAGCUUCUCGCGACGCUACAGGCGAAAACCAUCUCGUCGGCCACGUCGCCCGUUGUCGGAGGUCGAGCACGCCUCGAUGCGCCGUUAUGGUUUGACGCCGUAGACCUCUCGGGGCCCGGCUGCCACCCACUGCUGUCGCUCGCAAUCUUGCAUGGCGAGACCCAAGCCACACUCGCCACGGCGGUGACGCCGCUCUUCUCGUACAUCACAGACAAGGGACAUGUCGCGAUGCUCGCGCUGCCGGCCUUGACGCCGACCGGUGACCGCGUCUGCGUUGUCAACGUGCAUCUCCACGCGGUGCGCCAUCUCGGGCGAGGAGCCUCUGACGACACGGGCCUCCUCUUGACCUUUCACGAUAUCAAGGGCUCACCCCAGUGGUACCAAGCAACGCUGUUUCUCUGUGUGCUCGGCGACGCGAUCGAGACGACGACCACGUCAGCGACCAAGACCGAACCGAGCGUACUGCUGCCACACAGCGCAGGGGCGGUGCGCAUCGACAUGUACCAAGGCGGCGUCGUUGUUGGCAGCGGGUCGGUCAAGGCGGUGCCGAAUACCGCGCGGCAGUGGACAACCGUCGGAACGCAUCAAGUACUUGUAUCGCUGUCGCCCGCCGCUGCACCGAUGCCCGUGGUCGGCAAACUCUAUUUGGAGCCAUUGGAAGCCAAAGUCGCGCUCUCGUGGAAGAGCCCCUACCUUCGGCUACGGGCGGGCGACCUCGACGUGUACAAGUCGUCCGUGUACAAGCUCAGCGACGGGGCGCCGAAAUGGACCGACCACGUCGUGCUCAACGUCCCGACGCUGCCGGUCUCGCUGUCGUGCAGUCUCUUCUCCAGAGGUGCGUCGCUGGGCCAGACCAAUGGCAGCGCUUCGAUCCUCGCUCCCCUCGUUGUUUCGGACGAUGAUUUCCAUAUCGAUGAUUGGCUCGCGCUUGCUCACGAGGCCGGGCACGUACAUAUUCAGGCGACGUUCCUGGCAAAGCUGCACGGCGACGUCGAACUCGCCGUGACCAAGCUCGUGCUUUCAAGCGCAGCGACAACGUCGGGUCUGCCGACGACGAUCACGGUUUCGGUGCCGCCGUCGUUGGCGUCGUCGUCUACGGUGCCGCUGCAGCACCAGCUCGCGUCUGUUCCGAGCGCACCCGUCGUGUUCUCCGUGACCAACGCUCAGGCAAGCUCCGUAGCGCCAAGCAUAUCGAUCGUGGUGUUCCAGGGACCUGUUGCAAUUGCGCUCGCCUCGCUGCCCCUUCUAGAGGUGUGGCGCCGACCGAUACCGAGCCGCUGGUAUCCCCUCCUCGACCGCAUCUCCAAAGAUGAAGUUGGCGCGGUUCGCGUCGACCUGACCUUUACACCCUCCAUUCGAAUCGCAUCGGGUGUGUCCAAUACGACGGCGCAGUGGAAGAAGCUCUUCUACAUGAUCGACAGUGACCACAGCGGAAGCAUCUCGCUGCGGGAGCUUCGCGCGGCGCUCCAAGGCAAUGUCGCACUGCAGACGUUGCUGCUCUCGGCAACCGACACGCGACCCGUAGAGGACCAGAUUGCGACGCUCUUCCAGCACCUGGACAUCAACGGCGACGGACAAGUGACGUUUGACGAGUACGUUGCUGGCAUGCAAGCGCAUGAGCAGCAGCAAGCUCUCUUAGUGCCCUCCAGUACCAGUGCCUGCACCUCUCCGCGCAUCGAGGCGCUGGAGGCCCGAGUCGAGCAGCUCACGGCAGCGCUCGCAGAGAAAAAGUCGACGCACCAGCCCCUCGGUGUACUUCGGAGAGGCCGAUCGACGCCGGCGCGACCUAUCUACGCCAAGCACACGGAGUGGCGCACGACGCAGCUCAGUCUCGAGUACGACACAUCGCCCGAGGCGCUCAAGGAGCAGAAUCGGCAGCUGCGAGCCCAGCUGGUUGACGCUGAAUCCGCGCGGCGGCUCGCGCUUGCCAAGCACGUUCAAGAGAGCGAGAAGGUCAAGCGGCGUGUGCAGAGCGACCGCGCGCUCGCCCACCACCAUCUGUUGCACCGGACGCCGCCAAAAGGUCUGCACGACGAUGUGGUUGUCGAAGGCAAGCUCGCGAUGCUGAGCGAAGAAGUCCAGCGUCUUCGCGACGUCAACGCGCAACUGCUACGCAUGCAGCUACAAGACCCCGGUAGGUCGAGGGAAGAAGGCGACGCCCCCGAGAACGCGGAGCCAGAGCUUCUCGGGCGAUCGACGGAGCUGCACGCCUUGCGUGACGUCCACCACCAGCUCCAGUCGGACCACGCCGAUGUUACGGACCGUUGCCAGAAGCUUCAAGACGACGUCGCAGCAGCAAAACGGCUGCUCGCUGCACAAACCGAGCGCUGCCAGUCCCUGCAGCAGCAGCUACAUCAGACGACACUUGCGCUCCAGCAGUGCCAGCAAACCAAACAAGCACAGACGACGCGGUCCACUGUCGUCCAGUCGGCGCUCGCGCUCGAGCUCGAUCGCCAAGCGCAGCUGCAGACCCAGCGACAGGCCGCGCGCGUGGCGCAGACGACCGCGUCCAUUUUGCUGCAGUCCAAAGUGCGCAUGCGCUUGCAGCAGAAGCGGUACCAAGCCGCCAAGAUGCAGCGGGCCGCGGCGGUGGUCCUCUUGCAGUCGAGGGUGCGUGGCAGGCUCGCGCGUCUCCGGUUCCACGCGAACCUCCGAAUCCAUCGCGCAGCCGUGUGCAUUCAAUCGAACACUCGCCGGUUCGUGUGUCGGUCCAAGUUCGUGCAUCUGCAAGCGGGGCGCUGGACGGCGGCGCGGCUGCUUCAAGCGCACGUUCGUCGGUGGCAGGCGCAGACGCACUUGCGUCAGUGCUUGUACAGGCGUACGCCCGGCGGUGGCGAGCGCAGCACCAUCGACAUCAGCUGCUAA
This is a messenger RNA of Saprolegnia parasitica CBS 223.65, 2979 nucleotides long. RefSeq lists its product as hypothetical. The record is from RefSeq and is a predicted model, not a curated record. The coding region runs from base 16 to 2979 and encodes 987 amino acids. Gene Ontology annotation, molecular function: protein binding; calcium ion binding. The transcript has 8 exons. NCBI's taxonomy places the organism in Eukaryota, Oomycota, Saprolegniomycetes, Saprolegniales, Saprolegniaceae.